AGAACAUGAUGACUUCAAUGGAAAUGGGACAGAGACUGAGAUUCUAGAAAAAUGAAAAUCGUAAUUGGAACUUCGAAUUUAUUCGUCCUCUUUUGGUGGUUCGCUUUCCCAAACAAAGCAGAGUGAGUGUGAGGACUGCCUCUCCAGGUCUACUUCUUGCGUGUCCUCUCUAAGUAGUGGUUAUUUUCAGUUUCAGCUUGUGCUUGUUGAACUUGAUCAUCAUCACGUGCGGCACCAGAAAUAAAAAAUGCCCGUCCCGCGUCCGAACAAAGGGCCUUUGGUCGAGAAUUGGCUUUUAGACGACGCCUGGCGGAAGUACAUGUUUACCAAGGAGAAGAAGUGUCGACAGUCCGCGGAUAUGCAUUGCAAAAGUAUCGUACUCGUAUAAAUGCAUUACAAACUUUCUCAGCAUGAGAAACAAAAUUUGCAAUGCGGAUUUACCUCAAAUGAAAGAUUUGUAAUGCAUGAAUGCAAUUACUACGAGUGCGAUACUUUUGCACAGGAUAGCGGAGAAGAAAUAUGCGGAGCUCAUCGAGAAGCAACAGAAUCACACGUAUUUAUUAUUUGUCAUGCUGUUUUGGUUUUCCAAUCACACGUAUUUCAUUGUCAUGCUGUUUUCCCACUACAAACUCGAACUCCUGAUCUCCUAGCUUGAUAGAGGAAACAAACUUUCUUUCCUUCGUUCAUGUUAGUCCACACUAUGUUGUAUACAUCAUUUACAUUUACCACAGCCAAGCCACCCUCCUCCGCACCCAAUCCGGUACUGCGUUGAAACCGGCCCCGGAGGCCUGGCCGGAAAAGCUAUUGGGAGGAAAAAUCCCCCCUCUCCAUACCAAACCAGGAUACUUUUGAAAAUUUGUGAUGCUGAUAGGAGACCACAAAUCGUCUCUGUAUUGCAAGAACGCAAAUCCAAAAAGCUUGCCGUGUCCUGCAUGCCCAUUGUAAUGCUUUAGGGCCUGCGGAGGAUAUGCCUGCCCUGCUUGACGCCUACACCAAAAGGCCCCUACUCCCGCUCUGUAUCUGCCUGCAGUCCUCUACUGCAAGACAGAGCCGAUUUGUGUACACAGAUCCCGUAUCACAGAUUUCCGCUUCGAUAUGGGGAGGAGGGGUUUUUUCUUUUGAUAAAAGCCGAAUGCGGAACGCUACCUGACCCAAAACCGCUUCAAGCGCAUGACCAUGGUGACCCAAGACGGCCGGGGAAAGCUGCUUUCCCGCGUGUAUUUGAACGGAGAGUGGGUCUACUGUGCGUGAUCUUCUUUGUCUUGGACUGAGAGUAAUGCAGUAUGGCAGAACCAGAAGUUUGUUAUGCAUGAAAUUGAUGAUCAUGUUGAUGAAAAGUAGAUUAUUAUCAGGACGAGGUGGAGCUGGUGCUGGCAGCAGCUCCAAGCACGCUUAUUUAUUUACUUACCACGUAUGGCAUUUUCAAUUAGUGACGAAUGACAAAUGAGCAGUGACUUGUUAUCUUCUUCUUGUUCUACCAGCUGCCUGGUGGAACGUUUACUGCACGGCAAGGAUAUUUCCAUUCUAAUAGCGAACUUUUCUACUCUAUUUGUCUUCAAGAAACUACAUCGUUACAGCAGCAAUAUUUUGCUGUAACAGACCGGCAUCAACAAUGGCGACGACAGAGAAUCACAGUGGCUCUGUCGUCAAUUUUGAACUCAACAAAUCCUCACAACUUUUCAAAAACCACGUAGCGCUAUUUUAUGUUUUUACGUAACCAAAUUUUCUUCGUCAGAGAACUUGCUAGUUUUGAGAAGCAUGCACCUCCAUUCGACAAGAACUUAAAACUUCAACUUUUCUAGAAUCUCUUGUAAGGUGUAGCUCGCAUAUAAGGCUACAACUAGAUUACAGAAUUUCAACAAUCUGCAGCUACAAUGGACGGGGCACAUCUAGAAGUAAAAUGAACCGAAAAAUGCACCACGAAAAUGAUAGACUCAGAUGGAGUCUGAUUUUCGAAAACGAAAUAAAAGGAGUUUAAGCACGACCUGGGGACCGCGGUUGUGCUUCGAUGGUCCAUGGGGCUGGUAAUCAAAG
Molecule: messenger RNA, 2034 nt
Organism: Amoebophrya sp. A120
Lineage: Eukaryota; Dinophyceae; Syndiniales; Amoebophryaceae
Source: the annotation of a GenBank genome assembly